UCCAGACCUCCAGCUGUCCCUCUUUGAACAUUUGCUUCAUCGUAUGCAGCAGAGCAAACUUUACACUCCAGUUCGUUUCAGUUCACAACCUACCCUGUGGUGUAGAGACUGAGAUUACUUGGAGAAAAUGGCUGAAUUUGCAGCUGUUUCGCCUUUGAAUACUACUCAUUUAUGCUUCUGCAAAUCUCCUGGGCCUUCUUCACAUAGAGCCUCCUUCCCAUGUCGCUCCUUUCCACUUCCUCUUUCUUGGAAGAACAUCUCCGUUGUUCGCGCCAAGAAGAAGAAGUCACAAGUUGAACCACCAAUCCUAGAACCCUCAAUCAUUGAGGAAGUAACAAUGGAGGAGGAGGAAGAUGAAAUUCUUGAUCAAUUUGAAGAUGAGGUCUUUCAAGAUGGUGAUGAUUAUUUUGAGGAGUAUGAGGUGGAAGAUUCUGAACCUUAUGUUGGAGAUGGAGGUGAAGGAGGUGGAAUAUCUCUUGCUGGAACAUGGUGGGACAAGGAAGCAUUAGCUAUAGCUGAGGAGGUUUCUCAAUCGUUUGAUGGUGACUUGAAAAUUUAUGCAUUUAAGACAUCUGCGAAUUCCAUCAUUCAAGUGCGAAUUGAGAAGCUUUCCAAUAAGUAUGGUUCUCCCAGUAUGACAGAUAUUGAAGAGUUCUCAUCUGUUUACCGAGCAAGGUUGGACAAAGCUGAGAUUGCUGGAUCUGUACCCGAGAAUUUAUCUCUAGAGGUGUCUUCUCCUGGUGUUGAAAGGAUCAUGCGCAUUCCACAAGAUCUGGCCAGGUUCAAGGAUAGGCCAAUGUAUGUAAAAUAUGUUGGUGAGGCAGAUCCAAAGGGGUCAUUCACUGAGAGAGAUGGCAUUUUCAGACUUGUUUCUUUUGAUUUGGAGAUAAGUUGUUGCACAUGGGGCCUAGCAGAUGUGAGGAUAAAUAGAGAAAAAGCAGGGAAAGGAAGGCCACUAAGCAAAAAGCAGAGAGAGUGGCGAUUAGAGACACCCUUUGAUUCCUUACGUUUAGUUCGACUGUAUUCUGAUUUUUGAGUUGGCGCUUUUACUUUGUCAGAUAUAUAUUUCUGUAUUCGUGUAAGAAUAGAGAUAAAUAUGUAGAGGGUAAUAGAUCAAAACUGGUCUUCCCAGUAUUCCCUUCUUCUGAGUGACGAGUUAAAAUGUAGCUAAUAUUCAAAAGAUCCCCUUGAAAGAAAUUGGUUCUUCACUGUACAGAAAAAUAGAUUUCUGCUUAGUUAAUAUUUGAAUUAAAAAAAUAUAUUUUCUUGUUUUAU
This is a messenger RNA of Nelumbo nucifera (sacred lotus), 1275 nucleotides long. RefSeq lists its product as uncharacterized. NCBI's taxonomy places the organism in Eukaryota, Viridiplantae, Streptophyta, Magnoliopsida, Proteales, Nelumbonaceae. Gene Ontology annotation, biological process: ribosomal small subunit biogenesis. The record is from RefSeq and is a predicted model, not a curated record.